Messenger RNA from Dacryopinax primogenitus, 490 nucleotides. RefSeq lists its product as uncharacterized. Lineage: Eukaryota; Fungi; Basidiomycota; Dacrymycetes; Dacrymycetales; Dacrymycetaceae. The coding region runs from base 166 to 390 and encodes 74 amino acids. The record is from RefSeq and is a predicted model, not a curated record. The transcript has a single exon.
AUUGACUUCAGAGUACUAAUUUGGUCUCGGAGAAGCCACCAAUUCGCGGUUCUCUUGCCUUCCGCCCAUCUUCGAAAAGGGACUGUGGCUCAACAAGAUGCCACGCUGUCACUAUUUUUUCUACAGAAUAUUUCACAGCGAAACACAAUACUCCGACAAUUCUAGAUGACCUCUAUACCUUGUGAUCUCAACAUUACUGUAUGGGCUGUGUAUUAUCACCCUGCUGUCAUGUGCUUGUCUGUACCCUCCUGUCCUCGGCUAGGGAGAAACUGGCUCCUCUCCGAGUCCGUAUCAAGGCCGCCCGAUUCUGUUAUAUACCCGCUUCAGUUCGGACGUUUUAGUGGCAGCUCCUUGUUCCGAUUCCAGGAUCCAACAGACAGGUCACGGUAAAUGCCAUGCCGACAACUCGUCCUUGGAGUCGGCACACAUCACCCCAGAUCAACUCGACACAACCUCGCCGAAGAUAAUCAUCCAACAAUGACAACAAGUC